Messenger RNA from Closterium sp. Naga37s-1, 636 nucleotides. The record is from the annotation of a GenBank genome assembly. Lineage: Eukaryota; Viridiplantae; Streptophyta; Zygnematophyceae; Desmidiales; Closteriaceae.
AUGGCCACCUUUCCUUCCGCGCUGCUUCCGCUCCUCGUCCUUGCCGUCAUCAUUGGUGGUGAGUUGUUUCUGCCCUCUGGUGAGAACAGCGCACGCUUAUUUCACUCUCAACCCUCUGCGAUCUCUCUUCCCUCUGCUCCCUCCCACCCCUCUGCUCCCUCCCACCCCUCUGCUCCCUCUCAAACCUCCGCUCCCUCUCACCCCACUGCUCCCUCUCACCCUUCUGUUCCCUCUCACCCCUCUGCUCUUUCUCACCCCACUGCUCCCUCUCACCCUUCGGUUCCCUCUCACCCCUCUGCUCCCUCUCACCCCUCUGCUCCCUCUCACCCCUCUGCUUCUUCUCCAUCCAGUGGCCGCCACAGCCCACGCUUCGACGCCCUCCGAUGCUUCACCUUCCCCAAGGCCGUGCUCAAGGUGCUCAAGGCGGGGCGGGGCGUGCAGGUGUGGUGGCACGGGCUCGCAGGCGGGAGGCAGCGGGCGGGUGCGGCAUGCAAGAAGGUGCAGUUCUUUGCCAGCCCCGCCUGCAAGGGCAAGGCGCUGGAUGAGGUGCUGAAGCCACAGUUUGCCGCUCCGCGCAAAUUCUUCAAUGUGCCCAGGUGGGUCGUGGGGGCACGUCGGUGUGUGCCUCUGUCCUGA